This is a messenger RNA of Monoraphidium neglectum, 1332 nucleotides long. RefSeq lists its product as hypothetical. The coding region runs from base 1 to 1332 and encodes 443 amino acids. NCBI's taxonomy places the organism in Eukaryota, Viridiplantae, Chlorophyta, Chlorophyceae, Sphaeropleales, Selenastraceae. The record is from RefSeq and is a predicted model, not a curated record. The transcript has a single exon.
AUGCGCGCCGGCUCCCUCCUAACCCAAGAGGUGUGCGAGGUGCUGCUGAGUCAGCUGACGUCCGCCACGCUGCCGGGCCUGCCGCAGCUGCCGCCCUGGCAGCUGCUCCAGCUGCUCAGCGCCGCGGCGGCGCUCGACCCCGCGCUACGGCCCCGCGGCGGCGCGGGCGCGGCACGGCCGCGGCGGGCGGCGGUGCCGGCGCUGCGCGCGGACGGCGGCAUUGAUUCGGCGUUGGGCGGUUCGGGCCCCGGGGCGGCUCUUGGCAGCGGUGUGGGCAGUAUGGGAAGCCUCAGCAGUCUGGGAAGCCUGAGCAGUUUGGGAUCUGCGGAUGAGCUGCAGGGCAACGUGCUGUCGCGGGAGGUGAUCGAGGCGCGCCUGGCGAGCGCCUCCGCGUCGGAGCGCCGCCGCGCGCGCGCGCCGCGCAGCAGCGUCGACCCGCGCUGGCUGGCCGCCUGGCUGGGCGCGGUGCAUGCGCGCGCGGGGGAGUGGCCGCCGCGGCUGCUGGCUGAGGCACUGCUCGGCCUCGCGCGCGCGGGCGCGGCGCCGCCGCCGGCCGCGUGGCAGCGGCGCGUGUUGGGGGAGCUGGAGCGGCGGCGUGCCGAGGGGCGGCUGGCGCCGCGCGGCGCGGCGGCGGUCGCGUGGGCGCUCGCCGCGCUGCAGUCGCCGCUGCUGCAGGAGUGGCAGGCGCGAUGCCGCGUGCAGUAUGUGCCCGGCGCGGCGGGCGCGAGGCUUGCGCAUGUCGCUGGGCCGCAGCUGUGGCUAUUCAAGCCCGCCGCCCUGGAGCCGGGCGGCGGCAGCGCGAGCGGCAGCAGGGUGAGCGCGCCGCGGGUACGCCUGUGGCGCCACGGCCGCGGCCGCGUGUCUGUUAAUUCUGCUGCGAGGCACCGGGCGGCUGUCAAUGGCAUCACAGUCGGCGUCAGCAGCACUGGCGGCUUGAAUGGCAGGCAGUACGCCGGCGUCGGCGGCAGCACGGUUGGUGCCGAAGCACUCGACGGCGGCAGCAGCGGCAGCAGCAGCUCAGGUUCGGCCGCAGGCAGCAGCAACGGCGCGCGUGCGGCCCAGACCGCCCCCGAGCCGGCGCUGCGCGGCGCCGUGGCGCAGCGGCCCCAGCAGCAGCUGCAACGCGCCGAGCAACCCGCCCAGGUCAGGGCGUCCACAGCGCCGGCCGGGCUGGCGGGGUCGGCGCAGCCGGUUGUGUACGUCAACAGCACCAGCGGCCUAUUUGCCACUGUGACGGCUGCGGCCGCGGCGCCCGGACAGGCGUCUGCGCUGCCCGCGGCGACGAUGCGGCUGCGCCGGGAGAAUGGCGCCGGCGACGCCGGCAUGUUUUGA